Messenger RNA from Scheffersomyces coipomensis, 1399 nucleotides. RefSeq lists its product as uncharacterized. The record is from RefSeq and is a predicted model, not a curated record. The transcript has a single exon. NCBI's taxonomy places the organism in Eukaryota, Fungi, Ascomycota, Pichiomycetes, Serinales, Debaryomycetaceae. Bases 348 to 1232 code for a protein of 294 amino acids.
GAAGAUGGUAACAUACAAGUUAUAGAUGUUAAAAUCAAUAUACUUCAAUUCUAACAACCCACAUCACGUGUCAUGAUGCACAGUGGUAAAAUUUUUUUGGGGUUCCACAAAUAGCAAAAUACACAGAUUUGAUCUUAAUUGAAUUAAGGGAUAAUUACGAAAAUACGAAAUCCUCGUUAUAUAAUUGAUCCUUGGCAUAUUAAGAUCUGUUAAUUCUUAUUUAUCAAAGUAUAUAAAGUUUUGUUGUUAUCAUUGACGAAAUCAUUGAAUCUAAAUCUAAGUUGGAAAGUUCGGUAAAAAUUGGCUGCUAAUUUCUUUCACAGAUCAUAUAUAUUCAAAUUCGUAUAAUGAAUGCUCGAAAUAGAUUACUAAUGAUAAGUUCACAUCUUCAAGAACUAGAUGAGAGUGAAUUAUUACCUGAGUUUCCCAUGUUAUUGAGACAUGAAAGAAGACUUUAUGAUGGUAAGUUUCAUUCCAAGAUGAGCGGUACGUUAAGGAUAAUAGAGAAGGUGAGGAAUAGUAUACAUAAGUCAGAAGACGUGAGAGGAGAAGAUAGUAUUCAGAAGUUCAAUUCGUUUGCAGGUGGUUUCAUAGAGCAUUGGAAGCAUAUAAAACAAAAUAAAGUGGAAAGUCAACCACAAUCACAGAUAGAGCUAUAUAAUUCAUGCAUAGACAGACUUAGACAACUAUACAACCUUGAUAAUGGAGAAGAAGAUUCACUCGCGGAACAUGCAUCAAUAGCGAUCAAUAAGAAGUCGAAAUGGGAAAGUUUAAAAUCGAUUUUGGAUAAAGAUAUAGAAGAAAUCAGAAUUCUAUAUUUUAGUGGUGAUGAUGAACAAGUUGAUAAUCAUAAUGAAUUAAAUCAAAUCUUUCAUAAACCUACAAUAAUCAAGACUGUGCCUGUUUCUGAGUACAAGACCAUCUUAGACGAUUCUGAUGAGUUAAACUUUGAUAUAAUCAUAGUAGAUAGUGCGAGGUCGGAUGCAGUGGAAAUAACUGAUUUUAUAACAAAGAGUAUUCCUGAUACUAAAAUAUGGUUGAAUGUGAUUGAUUUCCUAGAUGAGACUGAUAUUCAAGAAUUGGAAGUUGAGUAUAUGUUCACCAGUAUCGAUGGGGUAAGUAUACUUGUUUCAAAACAUCAGAAAGAAGAACAAGAAGAUAACACAGAUAAUGAAGAUCAACUUUCAAUUGAGGAUUUACAGCAGUUGAUGGAACAAUUACCAAGUGUCUGAAAAAGUCAUAAGGUAUUUAUUAUCGUUAUAAAAAUAGGGGAUAAAGUUAUAUACACAUACAGAUGAAUAUACAUAUAUAAAUCAGAUAGCAUAGAUCUGUAGAAAUAAGUAAUAGGACUAUAUACAAUAAAAGGAGGGAAUGAAACUUAAAUUUACUUCUUUUGAUU